AUGCAGGCUUCACCAUACGUCCUCCGCUACUUGUGGCCUCUGAUAGCUGCAGCGGUCGCGCAAGCAGUGAUAUCACCUAAGGUCCUCAUCGUCGCCUUCUAUGGCGACGAAGGAAAUGCAUGGCUUGAUAAUCCCGAGUUCAACCUCCUUGAACAAAACAUCACAGUCCCAGGCGUGUCCAUGAAGUUCCCCGACGUCCACUGCACGAAGGACGGUUCGAUAUGUCAGCUAGUUGCAGGCGAAGGGGAAAUCAAUGCUGCCAUAAGCACAUUCUCCCUUGUCGUAUCGCCGCUGUUCAAUCUGACCCAGACGUACUUCCUGCUCGCCGGAGACGGAGGCAUCAACCCCAAGGUCACAACCAUCGGAUCUGUUGCCUUUGCUCAGUUCGCCGUUCAGGUGGCGCUGCAAUACGAGAUCGACGCCCGCGAGAAACCCGACGACUUCUCGAGCGGGUACAUCCCUCAGGGCAGCACGACCAUCGACUCGUACCCGCGAUAUCUUUACGGCACCGAGGUGUUCCAGCUCAACGACGCCCUGCGCCAGCGCGCCAUGACCUUCGCACGAGCCGCGACAUUUACAGACUCGCCUGUCGCGCAGGCCUACCGGCAGCAGUACGCCAAUGUGCCCGAGUUCGCACCUGCCCUGGCGCCGCCGGCCGUCGUGGGCUGCGACACCGCGACGUCGGAUAACUGGUGGAGUGGUGCGCUGCUCGGCGACGCGUUCGCGCACUUCACGACGCUGGCCACGAACGGCUCGGCAACGUACUGCACGACGCAGCAGGAGGACAGCGGGGUGCUCGAGGCGCUGCUGCGCGGGCACGUUCUGCGUCGCGUCGACUUCGGCCGCGUGCUGCACAUGCGCACGGGCUCCGACUUCGACCGCCCGGGCCUGGGCGGCUACGAGCCCGCCUUGCGCAACCUGUACCUUGCGGGUGUUAGGGUCGUACAGGGCAUCGUCGCCGAGUGGGAUGCGACCUUCGCGGCGGGCGUGCGGCCGCAAAAUUACAUCGGCGAUGUGUGGGGCUCGCUCGGCGGGGACCCGCCUUUCGGGCCUGGGAGCAUAUUCAAGGGUAAAGGAGCCCUCGCACCGCCAGGCGCCGCAGUGGAUCCUGCACUAUCAUCAGAUGCAUGUACACAUGCUAGAUCCUUGAGCUAUCUUGCGCUUGGGAUCGUUCUGGGCCUAGAAGCUGACGUAGAGACCCUCCAGCAAAUCGGCCAUGACACAGUGCAGAGUAUCGUGGCUCUCGUCGUCGAGGCCAUUAUGUGGACUAUUUACCUUGUUCUCACUUUCAAAGCUGGGAUCAUUCUUUUGAGCCCGAAGCGACGGUCCAGGGCGUCCAUCUGGAUAUUUAUUAUAAUUGUGUCAAUGUUCUUGAUGGACACCGCAAUAUCCAUGAUCGACGUGAAUAAUGCCAUUCGCGAGAUCACGCUCACCCUGACAUCGACGUCGUCGGAGUCACUGGCGGACAGAUACGAGCUGACUGACAACCUGCCUUGGCCCGUUCAAGGAGCGCUCUAUGCAUAUAUGGAAAUGAAGUCGAACCUGGGGGAUGUCAUCAUCAUAUGGCGCACGUGGGUAUUUUGGCGAUAUACUCGAGAGCGAUGGGUGCUCGUCGUGCCCAUCUUGUUCUUGAUUGGCUCUUUGGUGACGUCGGGACUGAUCUCGUUCUGCGUGGCACGAGUGGUCCAAGACCCCGGCGCGUCCGCGGGCGACUUCACGAACCCGCCGUUCUGUAACCAUGUGCAGCUGUCAUCCUACGUAACUACACUGGCGACAACUGCCGUGUCCACUUUGAUGAUUGGCUACAAGACAUGGGAGUACCGUCUUACCAUUGGCGCACAGGUCCACCGGAUGUCGAGCAAGAAGACUCGCGCCGAGCGGAUAACGAUCAUUCUCGUCGAAUCCGGGCUCCUCUAUUUCCUAUUCUUGCUGGAAGCUGUUGUGACAGAUAGUGGUGAUGUCGCUCAACUGGAGGCUUCCACGCCCCAACUGGCAUUUGCGAGUGAGAUAUGGACUUACAUGACGAGCCACAUCCUGGGCAUAUACCCAGUGGUCAUCGUUAUCCUUGUGCACUCGCAUAAGUCCUACAUCGAUGACACAACAACCACUCUCGCGACCGCACCCUCGGGCGCGACCAAUGACAGCAGCCCGACGAGCUCAUGGCCAUUCUGGGGCAGCCUGCCUAAGACCCUCCGUCAUCAGACUCAUGCUGUCGAACUCGACGCACUGAACUCCCCUCCCGAGCAUGCGAUCCGAACGAUAUCGGAACGCACAGCCAGUCCUGCCGAUCUGAGACUGUUCAAAGGGAAUCCUGAGAAGUUUGUUUCAAGUGCCGUAGUCUGA
Molecule: messenger RNA, 2343 nt
Organism: Fomitopsis serialis
Lineage: Eukaryota; Fungi; Basidiomycota; Agaricomycetes; Polyporales; Fomitopsidaceae
Product: purine nucleoside permease-domain-containing protein
Exons: 12
Coding region: 1-2343 (780 amino acids)
Biological process (GO): transmembrane transport
Cellular component (GO): endoplasmic reticulum
Source: RefSeq, a predicted model, not a curated record